Messenger RNA from Danaus chrysippus (African queen), 1938 nucleotides. The record is from the annotation of a GenBank genome assembly. NCBI's taxonomy places the organism in Eukaryota, Metazoa, Arthropoda, Insecta, Lepidoptera, Nymphalidae.
AUGAAUACCAACAACUUAUUUAUAUUAUUGUUUGCGAAUAUUGUACUAUCAGCGGCUGAAAAUCCACUGCUAGUUGCUACAGGAAAUUCCGGUAAGAUACCAGAAAGCGCGGAAUGCAUUUUAAAAUUGUCCACUAAAUAUUUGGUAGAGAAGAAAGCGCUCCGCGGCAGCAUUGUAAUAUUCGCCAUAGAUUCAAUUCCAUCAAAAACUGAAAUCCUGCUAUUAAAAACGAUUCACAGCGGUAUAAAAUAUUCAAUUAUGACAAAAAAUUCAUAUCGCAAACACGCCAACGCUUCUCACUUCCCGGAGAAAGCUAAGAAUUAUUUCUUGAUUCUGAAAAAGAAAUCUCAGCUGACGUAUCAGUUAAUGUUGUUGAGUCAUUUGCCUUCUUUUAAUCCAUUAGCUAAAGUUAUAGUUUAUUACCAUCUGAGAUUAAGAGAAAACAGCGAAAGAGUGUCUAUUUGGUUAAUAAAUAAACUUCGAGACUACAGAAUAUAUAAGACGAUUGUCUUUUUAUAUUCCCCUAUUAAUGAGGAAAUCACGUCUUACUCCUGGACUCCCUAUACGGAGACGAAUUGCGCUGGCAAAUGUGAUUCUGUAUACAUUCUAGACAAAUGUAAAGAUAAUAACGUAACACAAUUUAAUGCUCAAAGAGAAAUGUUUCCAUUAGACUUAAAAGGGUGCCCCUUGGCACUAUAUGCUGUUAUUUCUGAGCCGUAUGUCCUACCGCCUGAAAGAAAAGUCACGCACGAAAGAUGGAACGACGUAUAUGAAUUUCAAAAAGGUGGAGAGAUUAAUCUCGUCAAAAUCAUAAGUCAAUUUACAAAUAUGAGUGUAAUAUUUCGAAUGUCGACUAAAGAAGACAACUGGGGUGAAGUUUAUAAGAACGGGACGGCCACUGGAGGGUUUGGUUUAUUGAGGAAUGAUUUCGUUGACCUUUUCAUCGGUAACAUCGAAGUGACAAAAACAAUACGUAAGUGGUUUCAUCCUACAGUCAGCUACACACAGGAUGAAAUGACCUGGUGCGUACCUAAAGCCAAACAAGCCGCUACUUGGGAUAAUCUCAUUAUAAUAUUUCAAUGGUCCACAUGGGUUGCUACCUUUUUAAGUAUUUUACUAAUGGGUCUCACUUUUCAUUAUUUACGUUACAAAGAACAAACCGGUAACGCAACGAAAUGGCCGACGUAUUCAAUUCUAAUGACCAUCAGUAUGCUGCUGGGGAACGGUACGAGAUUCGAAGCCAAGUCCUCUCCGUUCAGAAUCUUAAUAUUCGGUUGGCUCUGUUUCAGUCUUAACAUGUCGAUAUCAUACGAAUCAUUUCUGAGAAGCUUCUUAAUGCAUCCGCGAUUUGAGAAACAGAUAAGCAAUGAGCUAGAUCUCAUUCAAUCUGGAAUGCCUUUGGGAGGUAGAGAGAUUUAUAGAUCCUAUUUUGAGACUAAUAAUGCCAGCGGAUCUUAUCUGUAUCGCAAAUAUAACUCAACAACGUUCUCAGAGGGAAUAAGACGGGCCGCUUUGGAACGGAAUUUCGCUGUUGUAUCAUCGAGGAGGCAAGCCGAAUACAUGGAUCAGAAAUUGGGCAAAGGUGCAGCUUUAAUAUACUGCUUUCCUGAGAGUAAUAAUCUAUACAAAUACGGAGUUGUUUUAUUGGCUAGAAAAUGGUUUCCGAUGCUGGAGAGGUUCAAUAAUAUUAUACGGAGGGUUUCUGAAAAUGGUUUGAUAAAUAAAUGGAAUGAGGAGUUGUUUAUUCACAGGAUAGGCUCCGAUGGUACAAGUACUAUAGUACCGUUAACUAUCCAACAUUUGUUAGGAGCUUUUAUGUUGAUUGGUAUUUUGUACGUGGUUAGUGUUAUAGUGUUUAUCGCUGAGAUAGUAGUAGGUUCAAUUGUUAAGGGAAAGUGGAAAAUAAAUAACAAACCUUGGCUGUUUAAGAGAAAUUAA